Messenger RNA from Colletotrichum lupini, 1308 nucleotides. RefSeq lists its product as uncharacterized. Gene Ontology annotation, molecular function: RNA polymerase II cis-regulatory region sequence-specific DNA binding; DNA-binding transcription factor activity, RNA polymerase II-specific. The record is from RefSeq and is a predicted model, not a curated record. Gene Ontology annotation, biological process: regulation of transcription by RNA polymerase II. Lineage: Eukaryota; Fungi; Ascomycota; Sordariomycetes; Glomerellales; Glomerellaceae. The transcript is spliced from 2 exons. Bases 1 to 1308 code for a protein of 435 amino acids.
AUGGAUCUUACACCACCAUCUCUUACCAGGUCGCCGGCAUCUCCAACUCACACCUAUUGUCCAUCGGAACGUUCCUCGCUUGAAUAUCCGUCUCCAGACUUGGCGGCUCAACAGUACAAAAUCAGUUCUUUAUACGCUGCCGACCAACUCUGCUCCUUGGAUCAGGCAGCUGAAGCAGACAUUUCCUUGCCACCUUUGGAUCCUCGCCCACCGGUAGAUUGGACUACCACCGACAUCAUGGCGCCCUCAUCCUCAUCCUUUUCCAUCCCGAAUGUUCUAUCUAGAGGAUACGACCCGUUUGCUGAGUACGACUCACAAGUGUCGGCCUCGUACGGAUCCGACUCAUACCCUCCGCCGCCACCCCACUCGUCUGUGCUAGGCCACCAUCAACAUUCUCUUACAGACUCCCCGGGACGCUCACCCGGGCCAUCCUCAUCCAGAAGUUCGCUGUCCUACGCACAAGUUGCGCAUUCCUCGAGUUCGUUGGGGCCGAGGAUCAAGAUGGAGAACGCCAAUGAGUACGGAUCUGGAAUUGACGCCUCGCACUACGCUUCUCCACGCUCAAUGCAGACGCCUUACAUGACAGAAUCAAGCACAUACGGCAAUCUUCACCAGCACUAUCUAUCAGAUAACCAAUCUCCAAGCUGGCCCAAAGUCGAAUAUGGCGUGGAGCAGUACUACCAAAACUCUCCUGCGGGGGAGCCAGCUCCUGUUAGUCGAGAGUCGAAGCGGGCAGAUGACGGAAAGCAUAACCGCCCAAAACGAGCGCCACGGAAGAUGACGUCCUUUGCGGACGCUCAGUACCAGUGUCAAGUUGCAGGAUGUGGCAAACUCUUCAGCCGCAGCUACAACUACAAGGCACAUCUGGAUACACAUGACGACAAGCGGGAAUACCCAUUUCCAUGUCCAGUAGCCGAUUGCAACAAGAGAUUUGUCCGGAAGACAGACCUUCAGAGACACAACCAAAGCGUUCACAUGAAAGAAAAAAACCACCGUUGCGACUAUUGUGGAAGGUUGUUCGCCCGGAAGGACACGCUUCGCAGGCACAUGGAUGAUGGGUGUUCCAAACGCUUCGAUGUUGGCACUUGCGACCUUCGUGUGGAGGGUUUUGGAGGCAUAGCGCCAGUCAAUCGUAGCAUGGGAGGACCGAUACAUCCCAUGGGGCCCGGGUCAGGGCCUCUGCCUCCCAUCAAUGCGCCGAUGGGGGCCGGUGAUGGCCUGUUACAUCCCGAAUCGUCUGCCUGCAGGAGUAGAAGCGUCUUGUCUGGCGCGAGCGAUGGAACACAUGGCGAUAGUUGGCAACGAUAA